Messenger RNA from Scomber scombrus (Atlantic mackerel), 2385 nucleotides. It is a transcript of the gene aftpha, whose product is annotated as aftiphilin a. Gene Ontology annotation, cellular component: AP-1 adaptor complex; trans-Golgi network membrane. Gene Ontology annotation, biological process: intracellular transport. The record is from RefSeq and is a predicted model, not a curated record. NCBI's taxonomy places the organism in Eukaryota, Metazoa, Chordata, Actinopteri, Scombriformes, Scombridae. Gene Ontology annotation, molecular function: clathrin binding.
CCGGGCUGACUCAACCUUCAGCUCCGGCUUCUCACUCAUCCAGCCGUCCUGCACCUCUUCACCUGGCUCCACCGGUGACAGCACCGUCUUUAACCGAGUCAUGGGUAUCAUCGGCGGGCAGCAUCUCACGGUGUAGUCAGGAGGAUUCGUUGCCCCGUCAGAGAACCAUGGAGCCAGACGUGAUCCGCAUGUACUCUUCCUCUCCGCCGCCGAUGGAGGACGGCGCCGAGGAAGACGACGACGAGUUCGGAGACUUCGGCACUUUCUCCUCCGGCGUCCCGACGAGCAUCAGCUUCACCGAGUUCGACACGCCGACCACUUUUAACCAGACGCAGGCUUUGGUCGCCACUUCCCCGCCCGAGAUCAUCAACAGCCGGGUGGCGGCGGGGGGGGUGAUCGGCUCGUCUAACGGCACCCACGCCCCCCAAAACGAGCUGUCCAAGGCUAACGGCCACGUGGGCGGCGCUCCUCCCUCAGAUAGGACUGACGUUAAAAAGGCGGUGGUGUCCGGCGGCUCCGUGGUGGAUCUGCCGGUGAGCAACGGCGGCGGCACAGAGGUGCUUACCAACGGGUUCGCCACCUUCGACGUUCAGGGAAGCCCCCCCCCCUCCUCCUCGCAGAAUUCUGUCCACUCUCAUUUAAAAGGAACGUCCAGCGAGGGUGGCGGCGGUGGCGGCACCGAGGACGACUUUGCAGACUUUGCUGCUUUUUCCAACGCUGAAGGACGCAGCGGCCAGACGGCGAGCGAGCUCUCGGACUCGGACUCGGUCGGUCCCGCGGGGGGCGACUGCCAGCCAGCUGCCCCCCGCGGCGAGGACGAGCGCUGUAAUUCAGAGCAGGGAACAACUUCAGAGGACGGUGUGACGGACACGCACAGAUCUGGACCCGACUCCGACUCCGAGUCCAGAUCUGUAACCGCCGCCGAGGCUCCGGGCGGCUCGUGCAACACGGACCGGGGCUCUCGCUCUCACGCGGACGCCGACUCUCACGAAAGGGACGUAGUAGCCUUUGCACACGAGCGCUCGGAGUCGGAGGCGGUUUGCACUAAAGUGGCUCUCGCCCUGAACGGGGUUGCCGACGGCGAUGAGUCCAAAGACGGCGGCGAAAACGACCUCUCUCCCGACGCCGGCGAAGGCGAGGUGGAGGCGGCGCGGUCGGAGGGGAAGGGCUCGGGGAACGACACCGAGACCGAGACGGAGACGGAGACGUCGUUCGGCCGGCCGCUGUCCACGGACGCUCUGGAGGAGUUCGGAGACAUGAGCACCACGGGUUCGGUGCCGUCGCCUCCGCCGCUCCAGGAGGAAACCGCCACGCCCGCCGACCACAGCCAGCUGGCGGAGGACGACGAGGACGAGGACUUCGGGGAUUUCGGGGACGUCGGCUCCUUCGGGGGUCAGGGCUUCGCUGAUUUUGAGAAGCUGGAGGCGCAGCAGCAGGAGGAGGAAGAGAGCCGGCGGCACAGCUCUCCGCUUCCUCCGGAGCAGGAAGCCGCCGCCGCCGCUGCAGAGGAGGAGGACGAUUUCGGCGACUUUAACUCCCCCAAGUUUAACAGCUCUGCAGCCGACGGGGACGACGGAGGCAAAUUCGCCGACUUUCCCGUCAGCGACAGUUUUGGGAAUUUCAGCUCAGCCGUGGAGGAGGGGGAGGGGCAGGAGAGCGGCGGGUGGAGCGCCUUCGGAGAGCCCGACCAGCAGCAGGAAGGAGAGAAGGAGGGAGCGGAGGAGGAGUCCUGGGCUGCGUUCGGCUCGGAGGAGAACGCUGCUCCUCCUGCUGCCGGCGGAGACGAGGAGUGGUGUGAGAGUGAAGCUCCGAGUGUCAGCGAGCAGAGCAGCUGGACGGACGCACAGGCGGCGGCGCUGUCGUCCCGUCUGGAGAAACUGUUCCUCAGCAGUUUCCCUCAGACUGACGCCGCCUCCGUAGAGGACGACGUUAUGUCUCUGAUGAUCCUGCUCGACCCGCCGGGAGGAAGAGGAGGAGAAGAGGAGGAGAAGAGGAGGCCGCCAUGCAACAGAGCUUUUGGCGGCAGCGUUUGGCUGCAGCUUCAGGACAUCCACGAGUCGCUGGGCCUCAGAUAUCAGUGGGGAGGCUCCUACUGCAACAAAGCUCUGCUCUGCUGCCUCGGCAUCGACACCAGAAACAUCCUGUUUACGGGACAAAAGAAGCAGCCGGUCAUCGUACCGAUGUACGCAGCCAGUCUGGGGAUGCUGGAGCCGACCAAAGAGCCGGUGAAGCCCGUCUCUGCAGCAGAGAUGAUCGCCUCCAUAGCUCAGGCUCCUCCGGUUGCUCCAGAGAAAAGCUCCUCAGACACAGACUCAGUCCAGCAGGAGUCGCUCCCACCCGUCCAGUUCGACUGGAGCAGCAGUGGCCUUACCAACCCUCUGGACG